This is a messenger RNA of Lagenorhynchus albirostris (white-beaked dolphin), 4336 nucleotides long. RefSeq names its product ADAM metallopeptidase with thrombospondin type 1 motif 17 (gene ADAMTS17). NCBI's taxonomy places the organism in Eukaryota, Metazoa, Chordata, Mammalia, Artiodactyla, Delphinidae. The coding region runs from base 65 to 3499 and encodes 1144 amino acids. The record is from RefSeq and is a predicted model, not a curated record. Gene Ontology annotation, biological process: proteolysis; extracellular matrix organization. Gene Ontology annotation, cellular component: extracellular matrix. Gene Ontology annotation, molecular function: metalloendopeptidase activity. The transcript is spliced from 24 exons.
CGCGCGCUCCUACUCCGCCGCGACCGUCCGGGGAGGGUGGGGGGGGCUACUCCUCCCAAGUACCAUGUGUGACGGCGCCCUGCUGCCUCCUCUCGUCCUGCCCUUGCUGCUGCUGCUGGUUUGGGGACUGGACCCGGGCACAGCUGUCGGCGACGCGGCGGCCGACGUGGAGGUGGUGCUCCCGCGGCGGGUGCUCCCGGAAGACGUGCACCUGCCGCCGCUGCCCGGCGCUCCAGGGCCCCGCAGGCGCCGGCGCCCCCGCGCGCCCCCAGCCGUCCCGCGCGCCCGGCCCGGCGAGCGCGCCCUGCUGCUGCACCUGCCGGCCUUUGGGCGCGACCUGUACUUGCAGCUGCGCCGUGACCUGCGCUUCCUGUCCGGCGGCUUCGAGGUGGAGGAGACCGGCGCAGCCGGGCGCCGCGGACGCCCCACAGAGCUGUGCUUCUACUCUGGCAGCGUGCUCGGCUACCCCGGCUCUUUCGUCUCGCUUAGCGCCUGCGGCGCCGCCGGCGGCCUGGUUGGCCUCAUCCAGCUUGGGCAGGAGCAGGUGCUAAUCCAGCCCCUCAACAAUUCCCAGGGACAAGAGCAUCUGAUCAGGCGCAGAUGGUCCUUGACACCCAGCCCCUCUGCCGAGACCCAGGUCUCUGGGCAGCUCUGCAAGGUCCUAACAGAAAAGAAGAAGCCGAGGAGGGGCUGGCCGUCACGAGACUGGCGGGAGCGGAGGAAUGCCAUCCGGCUGACCACCGAGCACACAGUGGAGACGCUGGUGGUGGCCGAUGCUGACAUGGUGCAGUACCAUGGGGCCGAGGCCGCCCAGAGGUUCAUCCUCACUGUUAUGAACAUGGUAUUCAAUAUGUUUCAGCACCAGAGCCUUGGAAUUAAAGUUAACAUUCAAGUUACCAAGCUUGUCCUGCUACGACAGCGUCCUGCCAAAUUGUCCAUUGGGCAUCAUGGUGAGCGGUCCCUGGAGAGCUUCUGUCACUGGCAGAAUGAGGAGUAUGGAGGCGCACGGUACCUCGGCAACAAUCAGGUUCCAGGAGGCAAGGACGAUACGCCCCCCGUGGAUGCUGCUGUAUUCGUGACCAGGACAGAUUUCUGCGUACACAAAGAUGAACCUUGUGACACCGUUGGAAUUGCUUACUUAGGAGGUGUGUGCAGUGCUAAGAGGAAAUGUGUGCUUGCCGAAGACAAUGGCCUCAAUUUGGCCUUUACCAUCGCUCAUGAGCUGGGCCACAACUUGGGAAUGAACCACGAUGACGACCACUCCUCCUGCGCUGGCAGGUCCCACAUCAUGUCGGGAGAGUGGGUGAAAGGCCGGAACCCCAGCGACCUCUCCUGGUCCUCCUGCAGUCGAGAUGACCUUGAAAACUUCCUCAAGUCAAAAGUUAGCACUUGUUUGCUGGUCACAGACCCCAGGAGCCAGCACGCAGUGCGCCUGCCCCACAAGCUGCCAGGCAUGCACUACAGCGCCAACGAGCAGUGCCAGAUCCUCUUCGGCACCAACGCCACCUUCUGCAGAAACAUGGAGCAGCAUCUGAUGUGUGCUGGACUGUGGUGCCUGGUGGAAGGAGAUACAUCCUGCAAAACCAAACUGGACCCUCCGCUGGAUGGCACAGAGUGUGGGGCAGACAAGUGGUGCCGCGCGGGGGAGUGUGUGAACAAGACGCCCAUCCCGGAGCACGUGGAUGGAGACUGGAGCCUGUGGGGCAGCUGGAGCAUGUGUAGCCGCACGUGUGGCACGGGAGCCCGCUUCCGGCAGAGGAAAUGCGACAACCCUCCCCCGGGGCCUGGAGGCACGCACUGCCUGGGCGCAAGUGUGGAGCACGCGGUCUGUGAGAACUUGCCCUGCCCCAAGGGCCUGCCCAGCUUCCGUGACCAGCAGUGCCAGAUGCAUGACCGGCUGAGCAGCAAGAAGAAGGGCCUGCUGACAGCAGUGGUGGUUGACGAUAAGCCGUGUGAACUCUACUGCUCGCCCCUCGGGAAGGAGUCCCCGCUGCUGGUGGCCGACAGGGUCCUGGACGGCACGCCUUGCGGGCCCUACGAGACCGACCUCUGUGUGCACGGCAGGUGCCAGAAAAUCGGCUGUGAUGGAAUCAUUGGGUCUGCGGCCAAAGAAGACCGGUGUGGGGUCUGCAGCGGGGACGGCAAGACCUGCCGCGUGGUGAAGGGUGACUUCAGCCACUCUCGGGGCACAGUCAAGAAUAACCUUUGUACCAAGGUGUCCACGUGUGUGAUGGCAAAGGCUGUUCCCAGGUGUUUCUCAUGUUAUAUUGAAGCUGCUAUCAUUCCAGCUGGAGCUCGAAGGAUUCGCGUGGUGGAAGAUAAACCUGCCCACAGUUUUCUGGCUCUCAAAGACUCCAGCAAGAGAUCCAUCAACAGUGACUGGAAGAUAGAGCUCCCCGGAGAGUUCCAGAUUGCAGGCACGACCGUCCGCUAUGUUAGAAGGGGCCUGUGGGAGAAAAUUUCCGCCAAGGGACCAACCAAAAUGCCUCUGCAUUUGAUGGUGUUGUUAUUUCAUGACCAAAACUAUGGAAUUCAUUACGAAUACACCAUUCCCGUAAACUACACUGCUGAAAAUCAAAGUGAACCAGAAAAACCGCAGGACUCCUUGUUCAUCUGGACCCACAGCAGCUGGGAAGGUUGCAGUGUGCAGUGCGGAGGAGGGGAACGCAGAACCAUCGUGUCCUGCACACGGAUUGUUAACAAGACCACGACUCUGGUGAACGACAGUGACUGCCCUCAAGCCAGCCGUCCGGAGCCCCAGAUCCGAAGGUGCAACUUGCACCCAUGCCAGUCACGGUGGGUGGCAGGCCCGUGGAGCCCCUGCUCAGCGACCUGUGAGAAGGGCAUCCAGCACCGGGAAGUGACCUGCAUGUACCAGCUGCAGAAUGGCACACACGUCGCCACUCGGCCCCUCUACUGCCCAGUGCCCCGGCCAUCGGCAGUGCAGAGCUGCGAAGGCCAGGACUGCCUGUCCAUCUGGGAGGCGUCAGAGUGGUCACAGUGUUCUGCCAGCUGUGGUAAAGGGACAAAGAAACGAACUGUGACAUGCACCAACUCGCAAGGAAAAUGCGACGCAUCCACGAGGCCAAGAGCUGAGGAGCCCUGUGAGGACUACUCCGGCUGCUAUGAGUGGAGAACAGGGGGCUGGUCCAAGUGCUCGUCGACCUGUGGGAAGGGCCUGCAGUCCCGUGUGGUGCAGUGCAUGCACAAGGUCACUGGGCGCCAUGGCAAUGAGUGCCCUACCCUCUCCAAGCCAGCAGCCUACAAACAGUGCCACCAAGAAGUCUGCAAUGACAAGAUCAACGUGAACACCAUCACUUCCCCUCGCCUCGCUGCUCUGACCUACAAAUGCACACGGGACCAGUGGACAGUGUAUUGCAGGGUCAUCCGAGAAAAGAACCUCUGCCAGGACAUGCGGUGGUACCAGCGCUGCUGCCAGACAUGCAGGGACUUCUAUGCGAACAAGAUGCGCCAGCCACUGCCGCCACCAAGUUCAUGACAGGCGGCCAGUGGUCCCACGAUGCUCUGACAUGAGGUCUGAGUCCUGACGACAUGGCUAGUUGAAAGCCCACCCACCUGAGAGCACACCAGUCCUGCGGCUGGGACCCCCAAAGCACACCACGGCUCACCCAGGAGGCUGUCCCAAGAACCCAAUUGCUUAGAACCUGAGAGUGGACUUGACGUUUGCUUAGUGCUUUUAUACUUAAUAUAUUGUUAACAGCCACUGGAUGGCUUUCUACGGUAAGGAAAAAAUAGGCAUGAGUCACAAAAUAGCUGUAAUUUCUAAGGUUCCACGUACCUCAAAGGGAACACCUCUGACAGAAAUCGUCAAGAGAAACGUCACAGGCGCCCCUGUCUUGGCUUUCCUCUGACGUUUGAAUUCCCAGUGCUUGGUGUAUCGGGGGAGGGGGAGGAUAUCCAAAAACGGAGACGUUUUACUUUAAAGCAGGCUUUAUUCUGAAAGCCCGUGACACCCUGGAUGGAAGGAGGCUUCUCUGGAGAGGCCGGGCUGCUGGAGCCCCCUUGACACCACAAGGACCAGCACGUGGCCCCUCCGCUCUGUCAAGGAACGUGCUCUCUAGAUCGCAGCUUUUCCUUGGAGGUCUUGUCCCUGAGAGUCUGAGUCUGUGUGAAUUAAAAAGGACGCUAGGGCUGUGUAGUUCUGCAUACCACCUAUGUGGGGGAGAAUAUUCCAGAAGGGCUUGGGUUUGGGGACGUAUCUAGUUUUCAGAUCUCUGUUGUCCCCCACACAGGGAAACAGAAGAGCCUCUCUUCAAGGUGCUGUGAGAGGAGGCACGUGCUAAUUUUGGCCUUGGGAUUGCUUCCUGGCAUAGAG